AAACAUGAGUAGUUGCAAAACCAUGUUGUGUUCAUCACUCUCUUCCACCUUCAAAUUCAAACCCUCUCUCUCUUCUUCUCUCCGCCGCCACAAAUCCACCUCACGAUGCUGCUACACCACACCACAAACCACCGCUAUUCCUCAACCAAACGACACAAUCCACAACAUCCUCAAUUCCAACGAAGGUGUCACAACCCUCAUGAAAAUGCAACGAAAACCACUUCAUCACCAACCUACUCAACCUCGGUGGUUCCCUUACCUUGACAGUUUUCGAUGCGAAAAUGGUUGCGAAGUUACUAGUUCUGAAGUUAUUGAAGCUGUUGGGCCAUGUAUUUCUGAAACGAGGAAGGAGAGAUUUGGAAAAGCGGUUUUGAAUAGAAGCUAUAAUGUUUGUCUUGUUGUUGAAGGGUUAUGUGAUUUUGGAAAUGUUUCGGCUGCGUUUCGGUCUGCUGAUGCUCUUGGUGUUCAGUCUGUUCAUGUUGUUUCGUCUGAUGCUAACAAAAGGUAUAAGGAUAAUCGCCAUGUAAGCAUGGGUGCAGAGAAAUGGUUAGACAUUGAACUUUGGGACUCUACAAAGGAGUGCUUUGAGAUGUUGAAAUCACGUGGUUAUCGAAUUGCAACGACUCAUGUGGGAAUCGAUGCGGUUUCUAUCUAUGACAUGGACUGGUCCUGUCCAACUGCAAUAGUAGUCGGAAACGAAAAUAGGGGUAUUAGUGACGAGGCUUUGGCAAUGUCAGAUUUGCACUGCAGUAUUCCAAUGAAAGGGAUGGUGGACUCUUUCAAUGUUUCAGUUGCUGCAGGAAUCCUCAUGCACCAUGCUGUUUGUGAUAGAAUUUCUCGCACGGGCCGUCAUGGGGAUUUGACAGUUGAAGAAAGACAAAUUCUACUGGCAGAGUUUUCGCUACGUCAUAGCAAUAGUGCGAUCAGUGUUGUCGAAGAUUAUGCAAAGCGCAAGGCAUCAUUAUUGACCUAGCAGCAUUCACACCAGGAAGUUAACCUACUAAUUGUAUGUUCGCCCAUCAUUGACAAAGAGACAGGAAAGCACUAGAUCACCCCCAUUCAUAUUCCUGCAAACUAGCUAAGCAAAUGCUAUGUUGCAUUCGCCUAAGCAUGGUGGACAGGCCUUACAGAUGAUAAUGGAGAACUCGCCAUAUAAUGCCAUGCUUCUGUUAAAACUGUAAUUUUUCCUUAAUGUGCUUACUAUCCCAAUUUUCGUAGCCAUGGGAAACGAUGCAACUUAUGUGCAAUUUUUUUUUGGUUGAGUUUUUGUUUGGUAUUAUUGACUCAUGAGGACAAGGAUUUUAUGUUCCUAGUUUGAUUCAUUUUGACAUACAGUAGUUUGUAUUAUGAUCAAGGAAACACAAAAUGUUAUGCUCAAAGAAUGAUUGAUGUGUCCUAUAUCACUAUUUGUAAAAAAUAAACGUAAAUGGUAUGCUGCUGGUUGGAAUGUCAUAUCA
Medicago truncatula (barrel medic) is the source of this 1457-nucleotide messenger RNA. Its product is annotated as tRNA (guanosine(18)-2'-O)-methyltransferase. Gene Ontology annotation, molecular function: RNA binding; RNA methyltransferase activity. The record is from RefSeq and is a predicted model, not a curated record. Bases 5 to 973 code for a protein of 322 amino acids. Gene Ontology annotation, biological process: tRNA guanine ribose methylation. NCBI's taxonomy places the organism in Eukaryota, Viridiplantae, Streptophyta, Magnoliopsida, Fabales, Fabaceae. The transcript is spliced from 5 exons.